Molecule: messenger RNA, 1108 nt
Organism: Drosophila eugracilis
Lineage: Eukaryota; Metazoa; Arthropoda; Insecta; Diptera; Drosophilidae
Product: RNA exonuclease 4
Exons: 1
Coding region: 116-958 (280 amino acids)
Biological process (GO): rRNA processing
Cellular component (GO): nucleus
Molecular function (GO): nucleic acid binding; 3'-5' exonuclease activity
Source: RefSeq, a predicted model, not a curated record
UAAUAUCCUGGCAACGAAAAGUGGCCACACUGACAAGCUAUAUAAAAUAACACAUUUUGGUCCGAGAUUAACAAAAACAGAACAUUUUCUAGAAUUAUAUAGAUGCUCCAGCGCCAUGUCCGCUACGCAACGUCAAAAGCAGUUAGACAUGAAUCGAAGCCGAGCGAUUAACUUGGCCAGCAGCAGCAGCGGCUACGGCAAUAACAGCAACGCUACUGGCGGUACUAAAAAUGUGGUUUCCCCGCAUCCGCAACAACGAAAACUGCAAGCUUCGAUGCAGGUGCAACAGCCAAACACAAGUCGUCGGGCGGCCGGUUCCAACUGGAUGGCUGUUGCUGGGGGAAGCGAGAAUCAGGAGGCGAAGGCAGUGGAAGCCGCACCAUUGACGAAAUCGGCACGCAUGCGCAUGAAGAAGAAGGCGCAGCGCAAUCGCUAUGUGGCGAUGGACUGCGAGAUGGUGGGUGUAGGACACAACGGUCAGGACGACAUGCUGGCCCGAGUAUCCAUCGUAAAUCACGUGGGACAAGUGCUACUGGACAAGCAUGUAAAACCGAGAAUGGAGGUCACUGAUUACCGCACCAGCGUCUCGGGCAUUCGUCCGCAGGACAUCGCCAAUGGUGAGGAAUUUGCCGCAGUGCAGGACGAGGUGGUGAAGCUGCUGCACGGCCGCAUUCUCGUCGGACAUGCCCUAGGAAACGAUCUCGCCGUCUUAAGCAUCCGCCAUCCGUUCGACGACAUCCGGGACACGUCGCGCUACAAGCCUCUAUGUAAGCUGGUCUCUAAUGGCCACACGCCCAGCCUGAAGCGGCUGACGAUGGCCGUUCUUGGUCAGGUGAUCCAGACGGGCGAGCACAACUCUGUUGAGGAUGCACGCGCUGCAAUGGGCAUCUACAAUCGCAUUGCAGCUGACUGGGAGAAGUAUUUGGAAAGGAAGCGCCAUCAGCAGCAGCACUUCUAGCUGCGCACUUAGGGAAUUCCACCUAGCUGCCCAAAUAGGGAAUCCCAUCGAACUCAGGGGAAGGAAAAGUUUAGCCUUAAGAUUAUUAUUGUAUACACGAGUUUCAUUAAUGGGAAACUGUUGCUUAAUUCUAUAAAACGAUAAAUCCUA